AAAAUCAGUCAUUCGUAAUGUUUUGAUUAUAUUUAUAGUAAAAACUUGUAUUAAUGAAAAUAUUCAAUGUAAAAUUAAGUGAGGAGAAGGUGUACUAAAAACCAGUUUCCUUUUCCACGGUAUGGGAUUCCGAUUUCUGAAUGGAUACUUUUAAUUGGUAUCAGGAGAGAUCUUCUACAUUACAACAAAUUAAACCUCUAGGUUCAUGUGACCUUUCAAACUUACAAUUGAGGUUCUUAUGCCCACAAGAUAUAAAUGAGGUGAAUGCUUUGUGUGUGGAUUGUUUUCCUGUUGAAUAUCCAAGAUCAUGGUAUGAAGACAUUACAUCAAAUCCAAAAUUUUAUUCUUUAGCAGCUGUACAUAAAUCAGUUAUUGUUGGGAUCAUAGUAGCUGAAAUAAAACUGUAUAUAAAAUUGUCUCCAAAGGAAAGAGAAGUUGUUUCUCCAUCUGCUGGGAAAUUUACUCAAGUAGGAUAUAUUUUGAGUUUAGGAGUCAUUAAAGCAUAUAGGCGAAAUGGCAUUGCAUCAUUACUGUUAAAUAAUCUUGUAUCACAUUUAACAUCAGCAGAAUCUCAAAACUGUAAGGCAAUUUUUUUGCAUGUACUUUCUAGCAAUUCAUCAGCAAUAUCUUUCUAUGAAAGAAAACAUUUCAGAUUACAUUCAUUUCAUCCAUACUAUUACAUGAUUAAUGGAAUUAACAAAGAUGGUUUUGCGUAUGUACUCUAUAUAAAUGGCGGACAUCAACAAUGGAUGAUCUUUGAUAUUUUAAAGUAUAUUUACACUACAGUUUGCGAAUUUGGUGUUGUUAGAUGGACAAUAAACAAAGCUCGAAAAGCAACUAGACGUUUUUGGCCAAGAAUUAGACGGAUCGCUUCUCAGAAUACCAGUACUAUUAUGAUUGACUGUAGCUGAGAUAUUUUAAUUUUAAUUGAAUAUAUCAAAUUUUUCUGCCAUUAAAUUUAUAUUUAGUAUAUAUUUAUAUAUUU
Molecule: messenger RNA, 985 nt
Organism: Sipha flava (yellow sugarcane aphid)
Lineage: Eukaryota; Metazoa; Arthropoda; Insecta; Hemiptera; Aphididae
Gene: Naa60
Product: N-alpha-acetyltransferase 60
Exons: 6
Coding region: 141-911 (256 amino acids)
Biological process (GO): N-terminal peptidyl-methionine acetylation
Cellular component (GO): Golgi membrane
Molecular function (GO): histone acetyltransferase activity; protein-N-terminal amino-acid acetyltransferase activity
Source: RefSeq, a predicted model, not a curated record